AUGGCGACUAUCAACAACUCUCUGGCAGAGCUGCCUCUGGAGCAGCUGUCGCUCUACUAUGUCACUGAUCCUUACCUAUCCUCUGUCCUCAUAUUCUAUGGAUCAGUUGCGACAACUAAUUCCAGCACGAGCAGCACCAGAAAUCAAGCGCACAUCUUCAGCGCUGCCGGCCAUAGAAGCUAUCCCCGCAUCAUCGCGUCUCCCGCUGCGCCGCUCUACAGCGCAGUCCACCAUCUUCCCCGCGAGAAACAGGGAGACGAGAUUUAUCGUGGAGUAGCUGUCAGUCUUCUAAAAUAUUUCCAGGAGAUUCCACAAGCCGCCCAGCAGUGCUUGAAACAGAUUGCAAAGACUGGAAAAUCAACCGGGAGGUUUCCAAGACUGUUCGAAGAGACUCAUGCUGCUGAUCUCGCCAACAGAAUGGCCAAAAUCAACAAUACAGCCGAGAUUGUACGAGAUCUUAGACUUGCCUACGAUGAGAGGAAGGCCCCGUGGAUCGACAUAGAUGUCAUGCUGCCUUCGGGCUCGACUAUCUCGCCUGCACCACAAGACCAGGAUGAGACGGCAGCAGACGAAGCAUUGGACGAUAACGCAAGUAGUGGGCAAUAUGGGAAAUUUACAUCAUUGAUCGAAGCUUUUGGAAACCCAAUCUUCCUUCCAACCUCCCGACUUCGACGAGCGCCCUCCCAGCCGACAAACCUGAGCAAGUCGACCCUAUUCACAAGAGGUCAGAAAGAAGCCUUGCGGCUGGCUAUGUGCGAGGUUGUUGACACGGAAGAACGCUAUGUGAGCAAGAUUUAUGACCUAGUGCACAAUGUUGUCCAAGAGUUUCAACAAAAGGCUCGAUCUAAAAGCACAUCUAGUACCAGCCCCGACGAGACUGCCUUGGCCGAACUGUUUCCUCCAUGUCUUGAGGAGAUCCUACAAGUCAACAUGGAUUUCUUAAAAGUGAUGCAGCAAAUCCUAGAGAGUACCGAGCAGGGAGCUAUCACAAGCCUCGCAGAAGAUACAGAUCUACGCACCUCGCCGUCCGGUCGCAUGGCAUCAGAACAAGACAGAGAUAUAAUGGGCGCAAUGUCCUUUGCAAAUGCGCUGAUUGAAUGGUUUCCCCGUUUCUCUGAACCAUAUGCCGCCUACAUGAGAGCCCACACCGGAUUUACUCAAACCUUGAACUCCUUCCUGAAGGACGAUCAAUCGAGCUUUUCGCGCCGAGUUUAUGAGACUGGCGAACAAAAACUGCGAUCGCUACUGAUGGAACCUGUUCAGCGGUUGCCCAGGUACAGCCUUCUUAUCGACGCUAUGACAAGCAGUAUACCGUCCAUUCACCCAUCCGUUCGCGUUUUCCUCAAAGCACGAGAUAUCAUAAAAGAAAUCUGUUCUCUUGACACGCCAGCUAAUACCGACCAUACCCGAAACAUCAAGCGAGUGAUGAAACUGGUUGAGUAUUGGCCACCUUCUAUUACCCCUCAGGGACGCCUGAUCAAUGCUAUUGAUUCCACUGAGAUCCUCCCACCGUACCACAUUCAAGAACAGCAGAACACUCAGAAUGCGACUACGCUUAUGCUUCUUUACAAGAAUUGCCUGGUCUUGCUGUCUCGAUACCCAGGGAGCAACAUGACAGCUCGUGCGCUAUUGUCAGAUCUGGAGAAUCAGCCAACCACCACCAGCGACAAGUCCCUAUCGCAGCCCAGCCCCCAAUUCAGGUUUCUAAGAGCCUUUGACUUGAACAGCCUAUUUUGUGCACAGUCGAGUGGUGGUCAUAUUCUUUACCUGAUGCCUACCACUAUGCUGUUCAGUACCUCGCAAUUAGCGCAAAUGACGCCACAUGCGCUUAAAUUGUCAGGUAUGUAUGAAGGAAGAGCGAGCCGCUUGAUUGAAGAGAUCUUGAAAGCCAAAAUCGAGGGUCGCUUUUCGGAGCGGGAACGUGAAGGUGCCAAAUGGACGUUGCGCAGUCCUAGUGUACCGUCUGGAACGCUUGGGAUCCUUGCUCCCGUAUUUGAAGAGGACGCCAAUGGAUCGAUGCAGCGAUCUGGAUACUCAAGGAUUAGGGUCGUUUUUGAUACACCAAAAGCAAUAUGCACGAAGACCUUGGACAAUGGGUCAGUAGACGUGAUCGUGUCUGUGACUCUGGCGGAUGGCGAUAUGUACAGAGUGGAAGUGAGUACCAUUAGUGGUCCCACCACUGUGGACACAGUGAGUGCCGAUAUAUUUAUAUCGACAAUUACAGCAAGACUGUCUCCUCUAAUUCCUACGGUGUGCAGUAUCCAGAAUCGGACUUUAACAGAAUCGUCGAUCUACUCAAAUCUAGACAUAAUCCGCCAGAUCGGCAACCAUAUCAUAUCUCAAACAAAGGUCGCACGUGGGUUCCGGCCGCCAUCUCCUACGAAACUAAUUUCAAACCUCUGGGGCAGUGGAAGUCAAGCCAAAGACACACCUUCCUUGUCAAAAUCAUUUACACAGAAUCUGGUUCUCGGUGAUAUCCCGAAAAUGACACCAAAAACUGUCCCACGACCAACAACUUCACCUGGAAUGCUAGAUGAACCCCCCAAAAUCUCAGUGGUUGCUCCUUCCAGUUCUGGCCAGGACGACCAGCUUAUGAAAUUAGAGCAGACCCUGACGGCUUACAUUCUUGCUCUACGCUCGCGGAGUGGCAACAUUGUAGGUCGCAGCCUGAGAACUAGGGCAAAUGCAGACAAAUCUAUGGUGAAUGAACUGUACAACGUUCUCCUAGAAGAUCCUGCCAAACUUCAAGCGGCCGCCGAGGUUCCUGUCGAUGUUUUGUUCGUGGCAUUUGAGACAUUUAUGCAUCACGCGUGGAAGGAUUUGAUCGGCUCAAUCGUGUCACCUGACGCCCUUAGGGCAAUUCAGUACAAAUUUGAUUCUUCAUUCCCAAAGGACUUUGAAGACUUUUUCCGGAGAGUCCUUGGUGAUUUUGGUCCACAGAAUCGCCGUGCUCUCACUGCAACGGUUCGGCUCCUAGCAGAGCUCCUGGAUGCCUCUGGCAAUGAUGGCGACAGGGGUGCAUUGACGGUGGCAUUUGCCGAGAUACUUAGUGAGAAUGAAGAUCCUAUGCAGUACAUAUCUUUGCUUGAUCGUCUUGUCGAAGACUUUGAGAAUCUAUUCGAGGAAUCAAUGAGCGAAUCGAAAUCACAUGAAACGACUCCGAACAGACCUCGUUCUUACACGGGCUCCAUAGGAUCUAAUGCCUCGUCUUUCCGGAAACGCCUGGGCUUUGGCCUGCACCGAGAGAACUCAUCUCGUUCCGAUGGAGAGAGCAAAGUCAGUUCCCUCAUACGCACUUUGAGUAAGACCAAAAACAGUGGCGAUUCAGACGUGAAAUCACAGUUGUUCCGUUCAAAGUCAACCGACACGGAUUCCAGGCUUGCGGAGCUGCUACGUCCGACCACUCGAGAACGGCCCACAUUAUACGGAGCUUUCUUGCCGGAAGACGAUACUCGCCGUCCAGGAAGCGCACAUGAAGAUAAUUCUGUGCUCGGUGCUAUUCGUGAAGCGCCUACCACUCCACAAAGGGAACCAAUCCGUAGAAAGAAAAGACGGAGCUCUCUAUCCGAUUUGCCAGACCCAAGUACCCCUCCACGCCCUGUUGCGCUAUCAUCAAUUGAGAUACGCAAUCCAUUGACUCCAGUGCCAAAGCCUCGUCCCCAGUCGGAAGUUUUUUCUCGCAUAGCUCAAUUACAGGAGCCUGACAGUCCUGAUCCAAAGGCGCAUACUCGAAUACCACAGGUUUCCAAACUUUCCGCCCAAGCCACUUCUCCUCGACGCUCAGGAUCUCCAGUACGGAGUCUCCUGUCCCCGGUAGCCCUCAGGUCCCCGAUGCAAAAGGAGAAUAGUCAGCAGAGACCAAGGUUGGCGGAACGUGCUGUUAACAAGAAGACUGAUGGGCCAGCAUCUCCAACAUACACGCGCAAAAAGCGAUCUGAUACUCUGACCAGUAUCCCGCAACCAUCCAGAUAUUCGUUGCAGUUCAAAGACCGACCUAUGUCGUCCCAUGGAGUAGACUUUUCAGGAAGACGUGAACGAGCCUUGUCAUCGCCGCAAAAGCCUCAGAGGAUACGCAUGCAAAGCCCUCAAAAGCUCCGCGAUCGUCUUCAGAGUACCUUACAUGUUCAAACCCAUGCAGCAUCUGCCUUCCAGUCUGAAUUGCAGCUGGUUGGACAAGAACUAUCUGCUCUUACGUUAUCUUCCUCACCAACAGGAAAUAGCCAGUCUUUCUCGAUCGAGGCCUUGCAGGCUCGUAUACGCAACCUGGAACAACAAUUCUCAAGUUUUAGUACCGAUAUCAGUAAUCAAACAGCAAACAUGAAGAAAGAUGUGGAUUCCUCAUUGGCUGUAAGCGAGAAACGAGCAAAAAAGCUAGAUGAGCUUUACCGGGAGGCUAGCGCAGAAAACGAGGCACUAUACGAGAGAUUCAACACUGAACUUGGUAAAGUCGUGAGAGAAGUCCGUGCAGGUAAUGGAGUGGAAGUUAUGAAGACGCAGUUGAAGAGCACGUUGGAGGAACUCAGUCGUGUGAAAAAGGAGAAUUUGCGACUGAAACGCGAACUCGGAGGUCUCAAAGCAGUGAGAACCGAUAUCGAGGUGUCUAGUUCUGCGAAGGAGGUUGUUGAGAUACCUGAUGCAUAG
This is a messenger RNA of Talaromyces marneffei, 4641 nucleotides long. RefSeq lists its product as uncharacterized. The transcript has 3 exons. The record is from RefSeq and is a predicted model, not a curated record. The coding region runs from base 1 to 4641 and encodes 1546 amino acids. Gene Ontology annotation, molecular function: guanyl-nucleotide exchange factor activity. NCBI's taxonomy places the organism in Eukaryota, Fungi, Ascomycota, Eurotiomycetes, Eurotiales, Trichocomaceae.